GAUCCGUCCUCAGCUGGCCAAAGAGAAGAUCGAGGGCUGUCACAUCUGUACGUAUGUGAUGCCCGGGGAGCCGCAGGUGUUCCUGGGUAAGGACAAGGCCUUCACCUACGACCACGUCUUCGACAUGGACAGCCAGCAGGAAGCCAUCUACACCCAAUGCACAGAGAAACUCAUUGAAGGCUGCUUUGAGGGCUACAAUGCCACCAUCUUUGCAUACGGGCAGACGGGUUCGGGGAAGACCUACACCAUGGGAACCGGCUUCGACGUCAACAUCGGGGAGGACGAGCUGGGUAUCAUUCCCCGGGCUGUCAACCACCUGUUCAAAGGAAUCGAGGAGCGCAGACAGGCUGCCACCGAGCAGGGCAGGCCUGUUCCGGAGUUCAAGAUCAACGCACAGUUUCUGGAGUUGUACAACGAAGAGGUGCUGGACUUGUUCGACUCGACGCGAGAAAUCGAGGGCAGGAAGCAGAGAUCCAACAUCAAAAUCCAUGAGGACGCCAGCGGAGGCAUCUACACCGUCGGGGUCACCACUCGCACCGUCACCUCUGAAGCAGAGAUGUUACAGUGUCUGAAACUGGGCGCGCUGUCUCGUACCACCGCCAGCACCCAGAUGAACGUCCAGAGUUCGCGCUCCCACGCCAUCUUUACCAUCCACCUGUGCCAAGUUCGAGUCUGCUCCCCCGAUAACGACGAUAAUGUAACAGACAACCGUCUAGCGAACAACUCGGAGAUUAAUGAGUUUGAGACGCUGACAGCCAAGUUCCAUUUUGUGGAUCUGGCUGGUUCUGAGAGACUGAAGAGAACUGGAGCUACAGGAGACAGAGCUAAAGAGGGCAUCUCCAUCAACUGCGGGCUGCUCGCUUUAGGAAAUGUCAUCAGCGCUCUGGGAGACAGGAGUAAGCGCUCCACUCACGUGCCUUACAGAGACUCCAAACUGACCCGACUGCUACAGGACUCACUGGGUGGCAACAGUCAAACGAUGAUGAUCGCCUGUAUCAGCCCAUCGGACCGGGACUUCAUGGAGACGUUGAACACUUUGAAGUACGCCAACAGAGCCCGAAACAUUAAGAACAAGGUGGUGGUGAACCAGGACAAAGCCAGUCAGCAGAUCAGCACCCUGAGGACAGAGAUAGCGCGACUGCAGAUGGAGCUGAUGGAAUACAGGACGGGGAAGCGUAUGGUGGGUGAAGAUGGCAUGGAGGGCAUCAACGACCUGGUCCAUGAGAACUCCAUGCUGCAGACGGAGAACAACAACCUCAGGGUGAGAGUGAAGGCCAUGCAGGAGACCAUCGACGCCCAGAGAGCCAGACUCACACACAUCCUCAGUGACCAGGCCAACCAGGCCCUGGCUAAAGCAGGUGAAGGCAGCGAAGAGAUCGGGAACAUGAUUCAGAACUACAUUAAAGAAAUCGAGGAGCUCAGAGCUAAACUUCUUGAAAGCGAGGCCGUGAGCGUGAAUCUCAGGAAGAGUUUGUCCCGGGCCUCCACGCGCUCCUCGCUGUACGGUGGGCCAGGCUCCUUCUCCUCCGCCCUCCUCGCCCCUGAGAAGGAGGCCAGCGACGUCAUAGAGAUGGCCAAGAAGGACCUGGAGAAGCUCAAGAAGAAGGAGAAAAAGAAGAAGAAGAGUGUUGUCAAAGAGGAAGUGCCAGACAACGAGCAGGAGCGAGUCAACGAGGAGGCAGAAGUGGAGGCCAGCGACCACGAAGAAGUCGAGGACGCAGAUGGAGAGGAGGAGGACUUUGACAUGGCGGGAGAUGAGACGUCUGACGAGUCCGACUCUGAAGAACUGGAGGAGAAAGAAAACGUCCAGGCCGACCUGGCCAACAUCACCUGCGAGAUCGCCAUCAAGCAGAAGCUGAUAGACGAGCUGGAGAACAGCCAGCGCCGCCUGCACACUCUCAAACAGCAGUACGAGCAGAAGCUGAUGAUGCUGCAGAACAAGAUCAAAGACACGCAGCUGGAGAGGGACAAGGUGCUGCAUAAUAUGGGUUCAGUGGAGUCGGGUACGGAGGAGAAGGCCAAGAGGAUCAAAGCGGAGUAUGAGAGGAAGCUGAGCUCCAUGAACAAGGAACUGCAGAAGCUGCAGUCGGCUCAGAAGGAGCACGCCCGCCUGCUCAAGAACCAGUCGCAGUACGAGAAGCAGCUCAAGAAACUCCAGAUGGAUGUGAAUGAGAUGAAGAAGACUAAGGUGGCGCUGAUGCGUCAGAUGAAGGAGCAGCAGGAGAGAAACAGAGCCACAGAGUGCAGGAGGAACAGGGAGAUCGCCUCUCUGAAGAAAGACCAGCGCAGAGCGGAGCACCAACUGAAGCAGAUGGAGGCCCAGAAAAGACAACAGGAGCUGAUUCUUCGCAGGAAGAAUGAAGAGGUGACAGCUCUUAGGCGGCAGGUGAGGCCCGUGUCCGGGAAGGUGAGCAGGAAGGUGAGCUUACCCGAGGAGCCGUCACACAGAGCCACCCCAGGAAGAAUGCACACCUCUGGAGCGUCCCCAUCCAAUGGAGCCAGGAGUUCUCCAGUGCGGAUGGGAAGUACCUACCUCAGCAGGACAGCCAGGGCCAAAUGGCAGACACUGGAGAGACGUGUCACCGACAUCAUCAUGCAGAGGAUGACCAUCUCUAACAUGGAGACAGAUAUGAACAGACUGCUAAAGCAACGGGAAGAGCUGACCAGGCGGCGGGAGCGAGUGUCCAGAAAGAGAGAGAAGGUGGCGGUGGAGGGUGCAGACGCCGACCGCUCCCUGGCCUCCCUGAAUGAGGAGCUGGAGUCUCUGAGCGCCAACAUCGACUAUAUCAACGACAGCAUCGCCGACUGCCAGGCAAACAUCAUGCAGAUGGAGGAGGCCAAGGAGGAAGGAGACACAGUGGAUGUUACCGCGGUGAUCAGCUCUUGUAAUUUAUCCGAGGCCCGCUUCCUUCUGGACCAUCUCAUAACUAUGGCCAUCAAUAAGGGUCUGCAAGCGUCUCAGAAGGAUUCCCAGCUGAAGGUGAUGGAGGGCAGGCUGAAGCAGACGGAGAUCAACAGCGCCACCCAGAACCAGCUGCUGUUCCACAUGCUGAAGGAGAAAGCUGAGAUCAACCCGGAACUGGACGCUCUGCUGGGCAGCGCCCUGCAAGAGAAUGGAGAUGACAGCAGUAGCGACGAGUCCACCGCGAGUCCAGCCACGGAGGGCAGCACACUGGCAUCAGAUCUAAUGAAGUUAUGUGGUGAAUCCAGACCGAGAGGCAAGGCUCGCAGGCGGACCACCACCCAGAUGGAGCUGCUGUAUGCCAGCAGUGGGGAUCUGUCCUGUGAAUCUCCCACCGGAGACUUCUCGGCCCCUCUGCUGCCCCUCUCAGAGCGUCUGGAAGGGCCAGCAGACAUGCAGGGUCACGCGCUUGGUCAAACCCCUGACCGCGAACAAACUGCUUCCCCAUCUGCACUGGCUGCCAGGCCAGCUGGCAUUUCUGGAUCCAGGUCACCUACAGGGACCGAGAGGAGGCAACUGGAGCGCUCGCCCCUCAGCCGAAGGAGGGUGCAAGAUAAAGGACCCACGGCGACGCACAUCCCAGCACCGACGCACAUCCCAGCACCCACACACACACCUUCGCUCAGCACAGCAGAGGUUAAAACUAAAGGCAGCGACCACAAAUCACCGUUGGAGGAGUCACCUGUAUUUGAAGGCCAUAGAGGUGUGAUCAACCCUGUGACGGCCCCGAAGAACAGCCGCGGGGCCAAACUUCAGUGUGUCUAUGUAGCGGAGGGGCACACCAAACCUGUUCUCUGUGUAGACGCCACAGAUGAUCUGCUCUUCACAGGGUCCAAAGACCGCACGUGCAAAGUCUGGAACCUGGUGACGGGUCAGGAGAUCAUGUCUCUGGCAGAUCAUCCCAGCAGUGUCGUCUCAGUCAGGUACACUUCUAGUCUCGUCUUCACUGUUUCCACCGCUUACAUCAAAGUCUGGGACAUACGAGACUCUGCCAAGUGUAUCCGCACUCUCACGUCAUCGGGCCAGGUGGGUUCAGGGGAUGUCUGUUCCUCUGCCAGGAGUUUAUCCAUCCCUCCAGGAGAGAGCCAGAUCAACCAGAUCGCUCUCAACCCUUCCGGCACCUUCCUCUAUGCUGCCGCCGGCAAUGCUGUGCGCAUGUGGGACCUCCGCAAGUUUGUGUCCACGGGGAAGUUGACUGGCCAUCUGGGACCUGUCAUGUGUCUGACUGUUGAUAAAUUAGGCAAUGGACAGGAUGUUGUCCUCACUGGCUCCAAAGACCAUCAUAUUAAAAUGUUUGAGGUGGCAGAAGGUGCUCAGGGUAGCAUCAGUUCCAGCCAUACGUUUGAUCCAGCUCAUCAGGACGGCGUGGAAUCUCUUGCAGUGCACGGAGAUGUUUUCUACAGUGGCUCCAGAGACUACUACAUCAAGAAGUGGGACUUAGCCGGUAAACAACUGCUACAGCAGUCUGUCAGCGCACAGGCAGACUGGGUUAGCGCUCUGGGCGUGGUGCCAGGCUCUCCAAUGCUGCUCAGCGGUUGCAGAGGAGGACUGCUGCGCCUCUGGCACGCCGACUCACUUGCACCCCUCGGCGAGGUCCGGGGACACGACAGUCCCAUCAACGGCUUGGCCACUAACAGCAGCCAACUGUUCACUGCCUCAGAUGAUCGCACGGUAAAGAUUUGGGAAGCCAAAGGAUCUCUGGAAGAAGGAGUCCACUGACAACUGCUUCCUCACAAUCACCAAACUGACCUAAAAUCGAGGAUCGUCUAUUGGCCCGCUCAAUCUCAAUCAUUUGUGAGGCAACAACAUCACCUAUCGCUUGUGUUGGAUGGGCACCCGAAGUGGGUCUGGGGCCUGAAAGCGUGGAUCCCAGCCUGAAAUAUGUAUCUUUGAAACAACACUGACCCUUCACUGAUGCUGCACAGGGAUCCGUGUCAGGAAAGACUGAGUAGAUGCGACUGCUCUUAGUCAGAGUGUACUUACUGAUGUUUUAGGUCAAGAUGGAUCUCCAAGGACUACAGAACAGCUGCGAUGGACCGUACUUUUCAUAAUUGCAACAGUAAUGAAUAAAAUGAAAGUAAAAUAUGGAUUUAUGGAUCUGUGUCGAUCCAGGAGUCUCUUGUGCUUUCCACAUUCCUCUGCUUAGUUCAGCACUAUGACAACAUGGAUACCUUAUAUGCAUAAAGCGAAUUUUUCCAGAGCUGCUGAGAACAAAAAACUGGUUUUGGUUAAAUGCUUUGCUCCCUCGCACUGUGUUGUUACCCAUGAAAACUUGCUGAAAGAGUCUACGUCCUGAGACGAGACAGGGAAAUCCUGCUCACCAGCAGUAACUGUGAGUCCAUCCUGUGUGUUCACAUGAUGUGUCGUGUCUUUGCUUUCCAGGUCAUUAUGGGUGUGUGUGUGUGUGUGUGUCAGAUGUAACCAAGGACCAAACGACUACUGAAACUGCGAUGGUCUUAUUCUUCAGCUGUUACUGCCAAACCCAAUAGUGGAACAUGAGAGGCCUCAUGAUAGGGUCCUUUUUCUGCUUUUACACUUCAGAUUGUGUAUUUCCUCUAGUGUCAAGUCAGGGUUCAUUAAAUCAACUGCUGACUAAUAUUAUAUCUUCAUAAAAAUGUGCGUAUCAUCAACAAUAUUCCUUACAAAAGCAGAGAGCAGUAACUACAGAGACAGUGAAGUUGGGGAAAAUUAGCUUGAAAUUUGAAGGCUACGUAGUGAAACAGAGGAACUUAAAAACAAAGGUUUCCUUUAACUGUCUUGUCUAUUUGCACUGAAUAACUAGUCUAAUGAAUUAAUACAUUUGAGUAUAUGAUUGAAAAGUAGCUUAACCAUAUCAAAUCAUGUAAAUCCCUCUAGUGUCAGAGGCUAACUCUGCUAAGCUAGGCUAAUUAGCUUCUAGCAGGACUAGUUUAACUGGUGGUGAUCCGAUUUAGCUACUGCCUUUAUUUAUAUGGUAUGAUAAACUCGUUUGCUAUGAUUUUAAAUGUAGGAAACAGGUAGAAAAAGUGGGUGAAUUAGUUUUCACCAGCAACCCUUAACUAGCUAGCGUGUAGACACCCACAAUUCGGCCUUUACCGCUGUUUUUCAAAUCUGAUAUGCUGGGUUUUUGUAAGUUCUAAUGAUUUUGUAGAUGGUAAAAAAUGUUCAGAUUGUGGUCUUGGCUUACAGGGCAGUAUAGUUGUCCAAGCUUUUCAAAAAAAAAAAACCACAGGUAGUCCGUAAAUCAACUUGUUAAAACGCGAGACAGAGUAGCUGUUACAUUCAGUAAUCCAGGUGUCUCGAUGUUCCCCAAACAGCUUCGAUAUUUCCGUCAGUGAUGUGUUGUCAGCGGUCACGAACAGCCGCUGGGUUUCUGGUUUCAGUAUUCUCUGGUUGAUACACAGACGGUUUCCAAGCAUUUGUAGCCUUAAGUGGUGUUUCCUCUGCUGAAUGGUUUUACUUUCCUGUCAGCAUGCUCCCCUCUGGCUUCUCUGACCUGCAUUUCACAGGUCUCCAGCAAACAUACUCUCACUUCCAAUGAAAAGGUUACCCACUGAGUAUUUACUUUCUCUAACCUUUAGUGGCUGUGCAACACUUUCAAAGGACGACUCUGGCAGCUCCUGCUUUUGGGGGACCUUUUGCUUGAGUCGUAUAGCUGUAUCGAUGUAAAUCAUUCAUGUUGAUGGAAUCAAGCAUCUUGUCAUGGGAUAUGACGUGUAUUUUGUGAGAGCUUCUAUUCCUGUAAGAUGCGUGUAUGUGUGUUUUCAAUCCAAAUGAUGUGAUAAGUUCUCAUUCUGUUCUCAUCGUACAGUACUGUUCUCCUAUGCUGUCUUUGUAAACUGCACACCGGCUGCAGUUAACCAUAUCAAACAUCAUUCAGUCAAAUAUGAAUCUAAAAUGCUACUAUUUAUUUAUUUUUUCAUUGAUUUUUGACUUUUUUGACUGUUUUGUCUUCCUUAUCAAUCAGAUUUUUAAUUAAUUUCCAUCUAAUGCCUCUGAUAUCUUAGCAUCAUGGACGAUGGGCUGCACAGAAUAUAUUGGAUGGAUUUCUCCAUAAUCUGAGGUGUAUUAUCAGUGCCUGUAAUAAAUCCUAAACUGUAGAAUCACUACCUGACAAAUACGUCUUUCCCUUAUUAUAAGGGUCAGGUAAUUUAUCAUGAGCUACUGUAUCAUGAGUAUCCUUUAAAUUUAUUGGAAAAAGAACUUGCUGCUCUGGUUUGAAUAUUGGAGGUAAACAUUGUUAGCAAUGCUAAAGUCAAUGGGACUAAAAAGAACUGCACUGAAAAGUCUAUUUUUUUGCAACUGUUAAUCAGUUUUUCCCCAUUGUCUCACAACAUAGUUUAAUACACAGGACUGAAAUAGAUUGGUUACAGAAACUGGUUUUCGGUUCCAUUGACUUGUACUUAAAUUGCUAAAUAAAGAAUCCCAAAAAGGCAAAAAUGUGACCUGUAAGUAUUCCUAAUUGAUAAUAAAGCAGAUAGUGUGUUUAAAAUCUUAGUUACCCCUCUAAAUGUAGUUGUAUCUUAUUUUGAAAUUUGACUGUAAAUCUGCUUUUGUGUAAAUACGACUGUUGUUUUCUUCCUGCUGAUUCUCUUGUGCACAAUUUCAAGUGAUUAAAAUAUCAGAUGCAGUGU
Messenger RNA from Morone saxatilis (striped sea-bass), 7575 nucleotides. RefSeq names its product kinesin-like protein KIF21A. Gene Ontology annotation, biological process: microtubule-based movement; mitotic spindle organization. Gene Ontology annotation, molecular function: ATP binding; microtubule motor activity; microtubule binding. The record is from RefSeq and is a predicted model, not a curated record. NCBI's taxonomy places the organism in Eukaryota, Metazoa, Chordata, Actinopteri, Moronidae.